Messenger RNA from Phytophthora nicotianae INRA-310, 357 nucleotides. RefSeq lists its product as hypothetical. Bases 1 to 306 code for a protein of 101 amino acids. The record is from RefSeq and is a predicted model, not a curated record. Lineage: Eukaryota; Oomycota; Peronosporomycetes; Peronosporales; Peronosporaceae. The transcript has a single exon.
AUGUUUACUCGACUUGGUCUGUCAAGUGAUAACAACCAUGCGAUUCUGCUCACGAAACAACUGCAACCAUGUAUCACGACCGUGGUCAAGCAAUUCGACAUGAUCUACCGAUGUCUGGUCUGCUUCGAGGAAUAUCCGCUCUCGGAUCGAGACACACUGGUGAUCGAUGAAGUUCUUCAAGAAGGUAAUACCGUCCACAAGUACCAAACGUAUUUGCGCAAUGCACACGCCGACGGCAUCAUUGAGCUCAAGCAGAAGGAAUGCCCUGGAUGCAAGGAUGCUCCGAAACUAUUGUCCUCGUGGUGAAAGUCUCGCGGAACGGUCAAGCCAUUUAUAUCUGCCCCACGUGCAAACACC